GCUAAAAUUAGUAACAUUCCGGAUUUAUGUAAUUAUUGUAUAUCAGAGUUUAUGUAACCCUAACCACGAACAAUUAUAGCAGACUUUGAAAGAUUGAUUUGGAACAGAAUAAUGUUUCCGAGAGCAAUUGCAAGGCAUUUGGCGUCUGGACGCAUGCGGAUGAGUUUUGCUACACUUCCAAAUACUGUUGCUAACGUCACAAGUGUCCAAUGCAAGGAUUCUGUUGGCCAUUUCCUAGACAGAUAUGAUACAUUCAUGUUCGACUGUGAUGGGGUGUUGUGGAAGAACGACCAUAUCACACCGAUCCCAGGAAUAGAGCAUGCAAUACAAAAAUUACAAGCACUGAACAAACGUGUUUUGUAUGUUACUAAUAAUAGCAUUGUGUCACGUGAGGCAUUACAACGGAAGUUUCGUGCACACGGGUUUGAAUCGCCUCUUGAAAAUAUAUUUGGAAACGGAUAUUCGGCAGCUAUAUUUCUUAAAGAUAUUCUGAAAGUUUCAGGAAAGGUUUACCUAGUCGGUGGUGCGGGAAUGAAAUGGGAGUUGGACCAGGUUGGUUUAGAAAGUGUUGGAAUCGGGUCGGACUGUGAUAACCCGACGUCAGAUGUCGACGAACUGCUCAAAUAUACAUUAACUGACAACAUUGAAGCAGUACUCGUAGGCUUUGACGAGCAUUUCAGCUUUAAUAAGAUCUAUAAGGCUGCGACAUACAUUUGCAAUCCAAAAUGCCAUUUUGUUGCAACAAACAAUAUAGAAAAGGGAACAUUUAUUGGAGAAGCAGACGACAGGCGCCGUAUGCCAUUGACCGGCACGAUGGUCAAUGCCAUUGCUGAAACUGCGAACAGGAAGCCAGUGGUUGUCGGUAAGCCUAAAAGAAUUAUGUUGGACUGUAUUCUUAGAAAACAUGACGUUGAUGUCAGCCGGACGGUGUUCAUUGGUGACAGUCUUAAAGCCGACGUUGGGUUUGCGAAAAGAGUCGGAAUUGAUUCGGCGUUAGUUUUAACUGGUGUCAGCGGAAUAAACGAUAUAGAAGACGCACCAGAGCUGACACCAAAUUAUGUACUGAACUGUUUGGCAGAUAUUGUCACGUGAUGUCUGUUCACCUUUUAUUAUCAUGUCAUAUCUAUACUAGACAAUAUUAUGACGAAUUUAUUCAAUUAUUUAAUGACUUAAGUUAUGCACACAGAAGAAAACAUUGUUGAAUUUUAUCACACUUUUCAGAACGAAUUGUGGCUUGUUCAUUGUACAUUUUAAUACAGUUUUGUUUAGAUGUGAAUGUUUUAUAUUUUACGUAAAUUGCACGGUGUCUUUAUACAUGAUAUUAUAGAUUACUUAUGAUAAGUCUCAGGGAAUCAUUAAUGACGAAAAAUUGUAUAUACUAAUAUGAUAUAUAAUAUAAUAUGAUGUAUACAAUUCCAGUCAUUUAUGUUUAUUUAAUAUGUAAUGUAAUUGUUUAUUUGCUGUUUAUUUGAACAGGACAUUUUAUCGUUUUUUUAGUUUCUAUGACAUUAUAUAUGGAAGUACAUAUUGAUACUGCUGGUCAGAAAUUCUAUUCUUAACAAGUGUACAUAGUAACAGUUGUUUUAUUUGUAUGCUAUUUCAAUGCAGUAUUUUGUAAAAAUAAAAGAUACACAAAAACAUCAGUCUACUGUCCU
Mercenaria mercenaria is the source of this 1655-nucleotide messenger RNA. RefSeq lists its product as uncharacterized. Gene Ontology annotation, molecular function: phosphatase activity. The record is from RefSeq and is a predicted model, not a curated record. Gene Ontology annotation, cellular component: cytoplasm. Lineage: Eukaryota; Metazoa; Mollusca; Bivalvia; Venerida; Veneridae. Bases 112 to 1092 code for a protein of 326 amino acids. The transcript has 2 exons.